UUCUAAUGGAAAUGAAUUAGCACGCGCGUUCUCUGUGCAACACGACCUUCUUCUCUCCGCGUGUCAACGCAGUGUUUAGCUAGCUCUCACGUGCACUUUUAGUCUUGUUAUUGAUCAGUGAUCAUCAGGUGUAACUGAUAAGUACAAGGUUCGACAGGCUCUGCACAGCAGGAGGAGCCUUGUGGAGGCUCAGGAUGAAGAUCGCGGUGGAGGGCUGCUGCCAUGGCGAGCUGGACAACAUCUAUGAAACCAUCAGCUACCUGGAGCAGAAGGAGGGAGUGAAGGUUGACCUGCUGCUCUGCUGUGGAGACUUCCAAGCAGUGCGGAAUGAGGGCGACCUGAGGUGCAUGGCAGUGCCAGCCAAGUACAGAACCAUGCAGACCUUCUACAAAUACUACUCUGGGGAGAAGAAGGCUCCAGUGCUGACCAUUUUUAUUGGAGGGAACCACGAGGCCUCCAACCAUCUGCAGGAGCUGCCAUAUGGAGGCUGGGUGGCGCCCAAUAUCUACUAUCUGGGUUACGCUGGAGUAGUCCGCUACAGAGGGAUUCGAAUUGGAGGCUUAUCAGGGAUCUUCAAGUCACAUGACUACAGGAGGGGGCACCAUGAGUCUCCAUACAACCCUGAGACGCUGCGAAGCGUUUACCACGUCAGAAACAUUGAAGUCUUCAAACUGAAGCAGAUCCAGAUGCCGGUAGACAUCUUCAUGAGCCACGACUGGCCACGUGGAAUCUACCAUUAUGGAAGCACAGAGGAGCUACUGCACAAGAAGAGGUUUCUCCGUCAGGAAGUCAGCUCCAACACGUUAGGAAGUCCUGCAGCAGAGGAUCUGCUGGCCCAUCUGCAGCCCAGCUAUUGGUUCUCUGCCCACCUGCACGUGAAGUUUGCUGCAGUCAUGCAGCAUGCACCUAAAGGUGGUGCUGCUCCCCGUGUAACCAGAUUCCUGUCUCUGGAUAAGUGUCUGCCCUACAGGGACUUUCUGCAGAUUGUGGAUCUUCCAGACAGACGGAGCUCAUCUGAAGGUCUGGAGUAUGAUCCAGAGUGGUUGGCUAUUCUGAAGGCUACAGACAGUCUCCAGAGGACCAGCCCCCAGCCCUGGAACCCGCCGGAGAACAACGGCUUGCAUGAACGGUGGGACUUCAGAGCCUCAGAGGCGGCCAUGAUGAAGGUGGUUGAGGAACUCAGCGGAGAUCUCGACAUUCCAGACAACUUCAACCGAACUCUUCCCCCCUAUGACCCCGCCCACCCCCAGCCACACGCCCCCCCGGCCUACAGCGCGAACCCUCAGACCACUGAGCUGUGUGCCAGGCUGGGCCUCUCAGACAUCUACAUUCAGGCGGGGCAGGGGGGGGCUGCUGUUUGGGGUGGGGACGAGGAAGACGGCAGCUCUGGGAGCGCAGAGGAGCCCAGCGAGUAUCCCAGUGACUCUUCAGGACUGUCCAGUUCCUUCAACCCGGAUGAGAUCACUCUGGAGGAGGAGUGGGAGGAGGGGGCAGAGGAUGUGGCGGAGUCCAAAGUCCACACCCCCGCUCGAAUGGUUCUGCCCGAGCCCAAAUCAAACGAAUCACCCGUGAACCUGCCACCCCCGUCCCACUCCACCCCCAGGGUUGAUCAGUGUGACGAGGAGGGCACCUUAAAGAGAGCUAGCACUGAGGGUGGGGGCCCUGACAGCCAAGGGCCAACCCCUAGGAUCAAACGCAGGAACCAGGUCAUCUAUGCAGCAGCUGAUGAGGACCAGAGUGGGGGGCAGGACUGAGGUGGGGGGCAAGACCUGCAGUGGACUGUUCUGUAAGUCAAGGGGCAGAAGUCUCUGCUCCAACUCAACUGUUUUUAUACCUUUUCAUGGAGCUCAGCUCCACUUUUUAAACGUCUAUUUUAGUGACAUCAGCUAUAAUAAAGGUGCAAAUCCUGACUGUA
Oryzias melastigma (Indian medaka) is the source of this 1915-nucleotide messenger RNA. RefSeq names its product debranching RNA lariats 1 (gene dbr1). The record is from RefSeq and is a predicted model, not a curated record. Gene Ontology annotation, biological process: mRNA splicing, via spliceosome. The coding region runs from base 195 to 1754 and encodes 519 amino acids. NCBI's taxonomy places the organism in Eukaryota, Metazoa, Chordata, Actinopteri, Beloniformes, Adrianichthyidae. The transcript is spliced from 9 exons. Gene Ontology annotation, molecular function: RNA lariat debranching enzyme activity. Gene Ontology annotation, cellular component: nucleus.